AUGUCUAUGUGCAGCAGACUGCCCCUAACAAUAAUGCUGAGCACGGUUCCUGAAGCUGUUGAUGACAUGUAUGAAGGCUGCAAAGGGGAAAUGGAGAAGGUCAACGACAAAUUCUUCAAAAAAGAGUUUGUGGGAACAUUUAAAGAAGCCUGGAAACAUGCCGAACAAUGUUCAAACAAACAACCAAACCCAGAAGAUAAGGCUCUCACCAAGAUCCACAUGCAGGCAAUCUGUGCUUAUACAUCUAACAUUACUUAUGAUGAAUUCAAUAAAGCAGUCCGGACCGGUAAGAACAUCUACGGCAGCUCCUUCAAAUUCCACUAUUUACACUUCUGGCUGACUACUGCCAUACAAACCCUGAAUAACAAUCAACGCUGUCACAUUACGUACAGAAAAAACAAAUCUGUGUUCAGCGGCAACGUUAGCGACAUCAUCCGGUUUGGUUCGUUUGCCUCCAGCUCUUUCAGAACAAACCUUACUAAAUAUGGUAGCGAGACUUGCUUUCAAAUAGAGACGUGUUCAGGAGCCUAUCUGAAGGAUUAUCCAGAUAGUGGAACAGAUGAGGAGGAGGUGCUCAUCCCUCCCUAUGAAACAUUCAAUAUAACCCAAAUUAUUGAAGGUAAGGGUGAAUUUAAACCUCUGCCUGACUGUAAGAAGGAGAACUCUCUGAAAACGACUAUUUCUGAGUCCGGCAAACUCGAUUUUCAUAUCUUCGUGUUCCUGAACGCCACAAUGAAAUGUCUCCGUGUGUACGGUCCUCACAACACGCUGACUGACUGA
This is a messenger RNA of Scomber scombrus (Atlantic mackerel), 780 nucleotides long. RefSeq names its product T-cell ecto-ADP-ribosyltransferase 2-like. Lineage: Eukaryota; Metazoa; Chordata; Actinopteri; Scombriformes; Scombridae. The transcript has 5 exons. Gene Ontology annotation, molecular function: NAD+ poly-ADP-ribosyltransferase activity; NAD+-protein-arginine ADP-ribosyltransferase activity. The record is from RefSeq and is a predicted model, not a curated record. The coding region runs from base 1 to 780 and encodes 259 amino acids.